GUUCCACUCUAGAGCCGAAGAAAACGACUUUAGCAAUUGUUUUGGCCGAUGUGUAAAAAGAAAGAAAAGAAAAGAAAAAGAAGCAAUCGCCGUCGUCGAAGGCAGAGGAUUAAGGAGGGGUCGACGAGAAGAAGAAAAUGGAAAACUCCAACAUUUUGUAAGGCAAAGAAGCAGCACUCCGAUUCGUCUCCGAUCGAGUCACUAACCGAUGACCUCCUCGUUGAAAUCGUAGCAGCACAUGUACCUAGGCGUGACUAUAAAAGAGUCUCCCUCCUUUCAAAGCGCUUCCGGUCACUCAUUAAAUCGCCUAGGUUGUACAAGAAAAGGUCUACCUUGGAUUGCGCUGAUCACUAUCUCACUGUUGUUCUCUACAACAGGGACAACGGUGAUGAGCGUUUGUAUACUAUUCUACCGAAAGCCAACCGCAAUGGCCUACGCUUGGUUCUUUUCCCUCGCAUUCCCUCUAUGCCUCGCGGUGGAAGCUUUGUCGCGGUUGGUUGGAGGAUUUACGUGUUUGGUGGGAUCAACUAUGAUGACAUCGAGUGCUUUCAGUAUCGACUUUAUAUCCAACACUCGGCAAACACUCCCGAGCAUGCCUUUCCCCAUGUCUGACACAGCUGCUGAAUUCAUUGACGGGAGAAUUUACGUCGUUGGGAAUCGUUGCGGUGUUGAUUCAAAGGUGGUGGUGGUGUUCGAUACCGAAACACAGACGUGGGAGCCUGAGAUGAAGAAGCCAGAGAUGGGGAUGUAUGGUUGUGUGGUGGCCAUGGGUGGUAAGAUUUACAUGAGGGAUAUUAACAAGAGCUUUGUUUAUGAGCCAAAGGAAAACAAAUGGGAAACGGAAGAGGUACUGAGUUCCAAGGAGUGGGAGAACGCGUGUGUCUUUGAUGAUGUUUUGUACUAUCGCGAUUAUUGGAAGAACAAGUUAAGAUGGUUUGACCCAAAGCAGAGGUGUUGGGGAGUGGUGAAAGGCGUGGAUAAAUUGUUGGCUGAAACGAGACGGGUUGGUUGGUCGCAGACUGUUAGCUAUGGUGGGAAACUGGUUUUGUUGUUUCCUAAAGGAAAAUUUUCGGGGAUAACGAGGGAGAUUUGCUGUGCAGAGAUUUCGCUGGAAAGACCCGAUGGAGGUCUGAUUUGGGGUCAUGUUGAUCAGUCAUAUGAUCUCCGUUUGACUGCGGGUGGUAAUUUUCACAUUACCAAAGCUCUUGCUGUUGCGGUUUGAUUGAGUAACCCUCUCCCUCCAUUUAUCCCCGUUGUGGUUUGAAGUUGCUGCUGCUGUUUGUGUUGUUCUAUUUUGUAUUUUCCUGUAUUUCUCAACCUUUCCUGCUUUGAAUCUUCAAUAAUACAGUGUGUGGAAUUUCUUGUAAAAUAAAUUACUGCUUUGAAUUUUGCAAUAAUACAGUGUGUGGAAUUACAAUUCUUGCUUUAUUAGUUUAUAAGGAUGUAGACUGAAAACCUCUAAUCAAGGCGGCGUUUCAUCUUCUU
This is a messenger RNA of Raphanus sativus (radish), 1485 nucleotides long. Its product is annotated as F-box/kelch-repeat protein At4g38940. The transcript has 2 exons. Gene Ontology annotation, molecular function: protein binding. Bases 239 to 1222 code for a protein of 327 amino acids. Lineage: Eukaryota; Viridiplantae; Streptophyta; Magnoliopsida; Brassicales; Brassicaceae. The record is from RefSeq and is a predicted model, not a curated record.